Messenger RNA from Betta splendens (Siamese fighting fish), 1826 nucleotides. RefSeq names its product beta-1,4-galactosyltransferase galt-1-like. The transcript is spliced from 5 exons. NCBI's taxonomy places the organism in Eukaryota, Metazoa, Chordata, Actinopteri, Anabantiformes, Osphronemidae. The record is from RefSeq and is a predicted model, not a curated record. The coding region runs from base 4 to 1452 and encodes 482 amino acids.
CAUAUGAUUCAUAACACUGUACUCACAAACUGGAUUGGACCCAGCAUUAGGUGGGAUCCCAGCCUGAUGCAAGACCUGAAACACGACCAGUUGAACAGGUCAGACGUCAUGGAAAGAGCCAAAUAUUCUUUGAAUGCAAAGUAUCUCCUACUCUUCAUCAUUGUCUGCCUCUUGAUUUCCCUUGCAUUUGAGAGGAUCCCCAAAACAUACAGGAAGUUCAUGCCCCCACAUAAAUCUAACGUCUGCUCCUCUCGGCUCUCUGACCAGACCAUCACCCCUUUAAACAACACAAAGCAUUUUAUGGUGUCGGCCUUCAUGGACCAGCGAGUAAAAGGCUUUGACAUACGCAUCAUUAGCAUCUUUAGGAGAGACUCCAUCCAGCCUCUGCACUGUCUGUUCUGCUGUGUAGACCAUUUGUCAGAUACAACUCCAGCCACUGUUUUAGUGCACUCAGACCACUUUGACUUUCCCUACGGCGCCACAGAUGUCAUGUGUCAGAUUCCUCACAACUGCAACGCUACACAUGUUACACUUGUGCCGGACACAGUGAGGCCCACAAACCCGACGUGGCUUCCAUUAAGAAACAAGAAGACUCAUGAGAAGAAUAAAAGGUUUGAGUUUAACUUCACCGUCUGCAUCUCUGCCUUGUUUGGAGGAUACAAUAAUGUGCUUCAGUUUGCACAGACCCUCGAAAUUUACAGGCUGCUGGGUGUGGGCAGAGUGGUGGUCUACAACAACAGCGGCGGCCCAGAACUCAGCCGCCUGCUGCACAGCUACAGCCAGGAGGGUUUGGUGGAGCUGGUUCAGUGGCCCAUCCACAAUUAUCUGAAUCCGUCUCCUGGUUGGCAGGUGGCAGUACAUGGAGGGGAGCUACAAUACUACGGUCAGCUGGUUGCCCUCAACGAGUGCAUCUACAGGUCCAUGGAGCGCUCACGCUACGUCCUGCUGAACGACAUCGAUGAGAUCAUCAUGCCGUACCAGCACGACAGCCUGACGAGCCUGAUGGACACGCUCCAACCACAGCAUCCCAAUACGGGGGUGUUCGUCAUUCAGGUUAUAAUCUAUCCCAAGAAAACCACAGAGGAAAGUAACAAAGGCUACGUGGACGCAUGGAGGCAGGUCCCAGGCUUUAACAUUCUGCAGCGCAUCUACUGGGAGGACCGUAAUAAAGACCAAUACCACCCACACAAGAUGUUAGUUCAGCCAAGCUUUGUGGAGCAGACGUCAGUUCAUGAGGUGCUUAAGGCAUUCGGAGAAAGUUACAAGAUUCCAGAGAAGAUGUGUCAUAUCGUCCAUAGUGUAACAAACCGUCUCAUUGAACGGCCGCUGGAGGAGCUGCACCUGGACAAACGCCUGUGGGACUUUAAGGACAGAGUGAUACCACGAGUGACCGAGAUGCUGAGGAAAACAGGUCUGCUGAGUUCAGAGGAGGAAGCUGAUAGAAUUAACUGAUCCUACGUAUGAUGUGAUAUCUUUUUGAUUUUUAAAAUGUUUUUAAUGGUGACUAGAAUCUUUUGGUGCUUUUUUGUGAUUUGAUAUGAUUUGAUCGACCUCCCUCAACAGCAACAACCACAUUGACCCAAAAAAGCAGUGGCAUAGACAUUUUUCUGUGUUUGGAUCAUUCACUGCUCAUUUAAAUGCUACCUCAGAAGAUUUCAAGUUGUGUAGAAGUUCAUAAUUGGUUUGGGGCGAACAGGAACCUGGAGGAAAGACAUUUUGAAAUCAAAAUUAGACAACAAAGAAUUCUACACAAAUCUUAAGGCUAACUGCCAAUAAAGUAAAUAAAAUUUUUUAUAUUUUGAUUAAAAUUCUGUAUGUUGUGAGUG